Molecule: messenger RNA, 5748 nt
Organism: Ochotona curzoniae (black-lipped pika)
Lineage: Eukaryota; Metazoa; Chordata; Mammalia; Lagomorpha; Ochotonidae
Gene: ADAMTS3
Product: ADAM metallopeptidase with thrombospondin type 1 motif 3
Exons: 22
Coding region: 116-3721 (1201 amino acids)
Biological process (GO): extracellular matrix organization; proteolysis
Cellular component (GO): extracellular matrix
Molecular function (GO): metalloendopeptidase activity
Source: RefSeq, a predicted model, not a curated record
UUCCACUCCCGUUAUUUUAUUGUUUUUUUUCUCUUUUGAACUUAUUUUUUUGGGGGGAGGAGGGUUGCUCUGGGCAUCGCUCUGCCCAGUAGUUGGAAAGGGCACUGGACUCGGGAUGGUUCGCCUGUCACUUUGGUUGAUAGCAGCCGCUCUGGUAGAGGUUAGGACUUCGACUGAUGGACAAGCUGGUCCUGAAGAAAUGGUGCGCAUAGAUUUACCAAUAAAGAGACAUAGAGAGUAUGAGCUGGUGACUCCAGUCAGCACAAACCUAGAAGGACACUAUCUCUCCCAUAUUCUUUCUGCAAAUCACAAAAAGAGGUCAACGAGGGAUGUAUCUUCCAACCCUGAGCAAUUGUUCUUUAACAUCACAGCAUUUGGAAGAGAUUUUCAUCUGCGACUGAAGCCCAACACUCAGCUGAUAGCUCCUGGAGCUCUUGUGGAAUGGCAUGAGGCAUCUCUGGUGCCAGGGAAUACAUCUGACCCCACUCAUGACCACCAAGCAGGGAGUGCUUCAGAAAGAAUCUGGAAAACAGAACCCUUGCAGACUAACUGUGCUUAUGUUGGUGAUAUCAUGGACAUUCCAGGAACCUCUGUUGCCAUUAGCAACUGUGAUGGUCUGGCUGGAAUGAUCAAAAGUGAUAAUGAGGAGUAUUUCAUUGAACCCUUGGAAAGAGGUAAGCAGAUGGAGGAAGAGAAAGGAAGAAUUCACGUCGUCUACAAGCGAUCAGCUGUAGAACGCGCUCCCGUGGACAGGUCUGCCGACUUCCAAUACAGAGAGUCCGAUGUGGAAGGCCUGGAUGAUCUAGGUACAAUCUACAGCACCAUUGACCAACAGCUCAAUGAAACAAUGAGGCGCCGCAGGCACGCGGGAGAAAGCGAUUACAACAUCGAGGUGCUGCUGGGAGUGGAUGACUCUGUGGUCCGUUUCCAUGGCAAAGAACACGUCCAAAACUACCUCCUCACCCUGAUGAACAUUGUAAAUGAAAUUUACCAUGAUGAAUCUCUCGGAGUGCAUAUAAAUGUGGUCCUGGUACGCAUGAUAAUGCUGGGCUAUGCAAAGUCCAUCAGCCUUAUUGAAAGGGGAAACCCAUCCAGGAGCUUGGAGAACGUGUGUCGCUGGGCCUGCCAACAGCAAAAAUCUGAUCCCAGCCACUCUGAACACCACGAUCAUGCAAUUUUCUUAACUAGACAGGAUUUUGGGCCAGCCGGAAUGCAAGGCUAUGCUCCGGUCACAGGCAUGUGUCAUCCAGUGAGAAGCUGUACUCUAAAUCAUGAGGAUGGCUUUUCAUCUGCCUUUGUCGUUGCCCAUGAAACUGGCCAUGUGUUGGGCAUGGAGCACGACGGCCAAGGCAACAGGUGUGGGGAUGAGACCGCGAUGGGCAGUGUCAUGGCUCCAUUGGUGCAAGCGGCCUUUCAUCGUUACCACUGGUCCCGAUGCAGUGGUCAAGAACUGAAAAGAUACAUCCAUUCCUAUGACUGUCUCCUUGAUGACCCUUUUGAGCAUGAUUGGCCCAAGCUUCCAGAACUUCCCGGAAUCAAUUAUUCUAUGGAUGAGCAAUGCCGUUUUGAUUUUGGUGUCGGUUAUAAAAUGUGCACAGCGUUCCGAACAUUUGACCCAUGUAAACAGCUGUGGUGUAGCCAUCCGGAUAACCCUUAUUUCUGUAAGACUAAAAAGGGACCCCCGCUUGAUGGAACAGAAUGUUCUGCUGGAAAAUGGUGCUAUAAGGGUCACUGCAUGUGGAAGAAUGCCAAUCAACAAAAACAAGACGGUAACUGGGGCUCGUGGACCAAAUUUGGCUCCUGCUCCCGCACGUGUGGAACUGGAGCUCGUUUUAGAACACGCCAGUGCAAUAAUCCCAUGCCCAUCAAUGGCGGCCAAGAUUGUCCUGGUGUUAAUUUUGAGUACCAGCUUUGUAACACAGAAGAAUGCCAGAAACACUUCGAGGACUUCAGAGCCCAGCAGUGCCAGCAGCGAAACUCUCACUUUGAAUUCCAGAAUAGCAGGCACCACUGGUUGCCCUACGAGCACCCCGAUGCCAAGAAAAGAUGCCACCUUUACUGUCAAUCCAGAGAGACUGGCGAUGUCGCUUAUAUGAAACAGCUGGUGCACGAUGGGACACGCUGUUCCUACAAAGACCCGUACAGCAUCUGUGUGCGAGGGGAGUGCGUGAAAGUGGGCUGCGAUAAAGAAAUCGGCUCCAACAAGGUUGAGGAUAAGUGUGGUGUCUGUGGAGGCGACAACUCCCACUGCCGGACUGUGAAGGGCACCUUCACCAGGACCCCCAGGAAGCUUGGGUACCUUAAGAUGUUUGAUAUACCCCCCGGGGCUAGACAUGUGCUAAUCCAAGAAGACGAGGCUUCUCCUCAUGUUCUUGCUAUUAAGAACCAGGCUACCGGCCAUUACAUCCUCAAUGGCAAAGGGGAGGAGGCCAAGACCCGGACCUUCAUCGACCUUGGUGUGGAGUGGGAGUACAACAUUGAGGGCGACAUUGAGACGCUUCACACCGACGGGCCCUUGCACGACCCUGUGAUCGUCCUGAUUAUUCCUCAGGAGAAUGAUACUCGCUCAAGCCUCACCUAUAAAUACAUCAUCCACGAAGACUCUGUGCCUACAAUCAACAGCAACAAUGUCAUCCAGGAAGAACUAGACACUUUCGAGUGGGCUUUGAAGAGCUGGUCUCAGUGUUCCAAACCCUGCGGCGGAGGUUUUCAGUACACUAAAUACGGAUGCCGCAGGAAAAGUGAUAAUAAAAUGGUUCAUCGAAGUUUCUGUGAAGCCAACAAGAAACCGAAACCUAUUAGACGUAUCUGCAACAUCCAAGAAUGCACACAUCCACUCUGGGUAGCAGAGGCGUGGGAACACUGCACCAAAACCUGCGGGAGUUCGGGCUAUCAGCUCCGCACCGUGCGCUGCCUGCAGCCACUCCAGGAUGGCACCAACCGCUCGGUGCACAGCAAGUUCUGUGUAGGGGAACGUCCCGAGAGCCGCCGGCCCUGUAACAGAGUGCCAUGUCCGGCCCAGUGGAAGACGGGGCCGUGGAAUGAGUGCUCAGUGACCUGCGGGGAAGGGACGGAGGUGCGACAGGUCAUCUGCAGGGCCGCGGACCACUGUGACGGUGCCAAGCCCGAGUCGGUGAGACCCUGCCAGCUGCCCCCCUGUAACGAUGAGCCAUGCUUGGGAGACAAGUCCAUCUUCUGUCAAAUGGAGGUUCUGGCUCGGUACUGCUCCAUACCCGGUUACAACAAGCUAUGCUGUGAGUCGUGUAGCAAGCGUAGCAGCACCCUGCCCCCACCGUACCUUGUGGAAGCUGCAGAAACUGGAGAGGAUACUAUCUUGAGUCCUAGUGACCUCCCUCCAUCUCUAGUGAUGCCCACAUCUUUGGUUCCUUACUAUUCCGAGAAGAGGUCUUUGACUAGCUCCUCUUUCGUGGGUGGUCCAAACAUCUAUGCUGCUUUCAGGCCAAGCAGGAAACCUGACAGUGCUCGCUCACCCCAGAAGAGAGCUCAGGCAGCAGGAAGAGAGGUGCUGAGGCUGGGUGCAGGGCCAUCCUCUUCUCCCACCCCCAGCGGCCCCCUCACUUCCGCCUCACAGUUGGCUGCUGCUCCUCUCAUCAGAGUCAGUAAUUCAAUAGGUGCUUCAUCUCAGUCAAGAACCUCAAAGAAAGAGGAAAAGAUGGUGAAUAAGAGACAUCCCGUAAAGCCUACCAACUUAGAAAGAUGAGAAAGGAAAGCUGAAAGGCCUGAAGCCAGAGGGAACGUUGGACCACCUCCCUCUCCCCAUGGUGCAUACAGCUUGCCGAGUGUGAAGUCUCCAUCAGCCAUCAACUCAGUUCAUCUCCAAAUGGAAGAACAAAAGUGCUGCUUCACUUUGGAGCCACUUUCAUCCUCCUCAUGUUCUGCCUUGUUUACCAGGAGUCCUUGGAAGAAAGCACCAAAGAUUAUCCACAGAAGGAAAGUUGUGAAGUAUGUUGGUCAUUCUCUAGAGCAGAAAAGGGACCCAAAUCAUUUGUGCAUACCAACUGAUUUUCUGUUUGAAAAAAAGGUUACGGUGAAAAUAAACAGAUGCCAUGGUUUACACUUUAACCAGAAAUUUUGGAAAUGGAGCAAAGAAUUCUUAGACUUGUAUUCCUAUUUAUCUAUAUUAGAAAUAUUGUAUGGGCAAAUUUGCAGCUAUUGUGUAAAUACUGUAUAUUGCAGAAAUCAGUAUUAUUUUAAGAGAUGUGUUCUCAAAUGAUUGUUUACUAUGUUACAUUUCUGGAUGUUCUAGGUGCCUGUCAUUGAGUAUUGCCUUAUUUGACAUUCCAUAGUUUGAUUUUCAAAGCAGAAUGUUAUGAAAAAGUUAGAAUUAUAGUUACUUAUAAUACAAAGGAGUUCAUUGUAUGGUUUCGUUGAAUCAACAAUAUGAUACUUAAAUUAUAGUGUUUUUAAAGCUUCAGCUAUAAAGCUAUCAGCUUAUCUAUUUUCUAUCUUUAUUAUUAAAAGGGAUAAAGUUGGCAUCUUGGUGCGCUAUUGGCAACAGGGAACAGUUAAGGAACCGGUUCAAGAAAAUAGAUGCCGUUGAGGUAUUCGUAUGCUCUUAUGGUGUUCUGUUGUUUCCCCUUUGUUGGCAAAUACAGAGUUUCACUCCAUGUACUGUAAUAAUAGAUGUUUUGGGGUUAAUUUGUAAGUUGAUGACUUAGAAAAAAAAUCAUUGAACUAGAAUUGACACUCGAACUUAUUGGUGCUCUGGAAGCAGUUUCCAGCAAGCAUUUGUCAGUGGUUAGGAUAUUUAUUUUCUGCAUGGUUCAUAUCCACAUGUUCAAAACCACAGUGCAUCUGACUGCAAUCAUAUGCUCGUAAUUUAUGUCAGUGAUUACCUAGCUCACACUGAAGCCAGGAAUGCUCCCAGCAGGGAGCAGAUGUAAAGUACUUGUAUAUAGAAUUCAGAACCUAAGAUAUUUAUUAAAAGUUGAAUUUCUUGACAGUAUUUUUGUGUGCUAAAUAUUUACACUAAUAUUGAUGCCCUAUUAUGGUAAACUAGAGAGACUUGUUCUGUUCAUGGAGGAGAAAUUGAAGGCAGGUACGAAAGCUAUCCCCAAGGCCUGAAACUGAACACAUCUGAGGCUACACAGUUUGAAAAAUAGUUAAUACGAAGUGGAUGACUCGUCCCCCUUCACGGAAAUAUGAACUUCUGUUUAAUAAAAUAGUAAAUUAGAAAUAUUUUUGAAGCACAGAAAAGAGGUAAAUAUUAUCAAGAUGGUGCUUUUGCAGUCAGUACCUGAACUGUCAAAAAUUAUUAUACUGGGGAGUCAGAUAUAAAUCUUUUCAAAGCACAGAAUGCAGAAGGACCUUUGUCUUGCUGCCAUUUUAAGCGAUCAGCCGAAGCCAUUGAUUAUACCUCUGAAGAAUCGCUGCUACUUUCUGCAAGAAUUUUGAAGGUCAAACAAAUGAGGCAAAUUCAAGGCAGUAAAAACAAUUGCAGAGCCUUAAGUACAGGUUCUUUGUAGCCUACCAAUAUUCCUAGAAUGAAAUUCUCUCUAGUUUACAUGGGUGCGUAUUCCUCUGUUUGCAGGGAAGUGUCAAAAUGUCACACACAUACAACUCCCAUAAAGCUGUGCAUAUUCAUCAUAUUUCCAACCUUUGAGCUUUUCUGCUCAGCUAUAUAUUUCUUCCCGUGUUCACUACUGAUGCUGUUGUUGUAUUGGGAGCAUGUAGAAUAAAAUCAUUCACAAAUCUGGCUCAAUCUAGAUUUUAUCAUCAGAUUUGUCA